Molecule: messenger RNA, 546 nt
Organism: Aspergillus melleus
Lineage: Eukaryota; Fungi; Ascomycota; Eurotiomycetes; Eurotiales; Aspergillaceae
Exons: 2
Coding region: 1-546 (181 amino acids)
Source: RefSeq, a predicted model, not a curated record
AUGCGUAUCCUGUGCUUUGGCCCAGGCGAGCUUCAGCCUCAGCUUAACGCAGUUACGCUUGACCAGCUCAAUCACAAUAUCCUGACACAGAGAGGACUCAGGCUACUCCAAGGCAUUAGAGUUCAUCCUCGGCAAGAACCGAAGCUUUUGACUGAUCGAACUGGUUUUGCAUUUGCAGUUCAAGAUGUAGUCGACCUCCAGAUUUGGAGGGAUGGCGAUACCAGGAGUGUAGAUCAAAGGUUCUAUGUUCUUAUGAGUGAUGAUACACUUCGGCAACGGGACUUGCACGAACAACGUUUACACGUGAUUCUGAGCCCUAACUGCUUCCCUCCAGACAGUCCAGACUCAGAGGGUGAUUCUGUCGCAACAAUGAGGCUGUCAAAUCCUAGUUCAACAGAAAGAGCGGUGCAAGAACGGGUUGCACAGGAGAGGCAAAGAGCAGCAGAGGAACGAGAUAGGCUAAUGCGCGAGCAAGAUAGAAUAAGACGCGAGCAAGACAGGGCUCGUGCUGAGCAGCAGAGUCGAGAGACCCAAAAUGGCGGAUAA